CCUUAAAUGGGCCCAAGGAAAAAAAAUAAACUUGACAGUGACACAUAACCUCUUCAAUUAUUAUUAUUUUUUCAAUUACUUAAUUUGGAAGAAGUUAUAGGUAUUCUAAUUUAAAAAAGAUAUGUCGGGGUUAAUGUCAGCUGCUUUACAGCCACUUAGGUUUCUACGCCAAGGGCUGCACACUAUAACUCAGGUGUCCACUAGCAAUAGUCUGGUGAAACCAGAUAACUGUUUGCUAUCGUCUAUUAGAACCAAAGUACGUUGUUACUUCCCUCGGCCGAACGAGGUAAAGAGAGUUCGUCGUCAUGGCUGGGAGACUAGAAUGUCUACACCCAAUGGACGCAAAAUUAUAAUGCGACGGUUACUCAAAGGGCGACAUGUCUUAUCACAUUAGAAUUUAAUAAUUAUAAUUUGGCACUCAAGAAGUUGGUUAAAACAGAAUAAUACUAAGUAGAAUUAUGUAUAUUACAGAAAUAAAAUAAAAUUGCUGAAGACCAAA
Molecule: messenger RNA, 499 nt
Organism: Pectinophora gossypiella (pink bollworm)
Lineage: Eukaryota; Metazoa; Arthropoda; Insecta; Lepidoptera; Gelechiidae
Gene: mRpL34
Product: 39S ribosomal protein L34, mitochondrial
Exons: 2
Coding region: 122-394 (90 amino acids)
Biological process (GO): translation
Cellular component (GO): mitochondrial large ribosomal subunit; ribosome
Molecular function (GO): structural constituent of ribosome
Source: RefSeq, a predicted model, not a curated record